Messenger RNA from Aspergillus pseudonomiae, 1353 nucleotides. RefSeq names its product alpha/beta fold hydrolase. The annotation marks the transcript as partial. Gene Ontology annotation, molecular function: catalytic activity. The transcript has 3 exons. Lineage: Eukaryota; Fungi; Ascomycota; Eurotiomycetes; Eurotiales; Aspergillaceae. The record is from RefSeq and is a predicted model, not a curated record.
UUGAAACCCUAUUUAUAUAGAUCCAGCAACACCCUGAAUUAGAACCAUUCAUACCUUCAACCAACAUACAACACACAACCCAAAGAACAAGCUAGCACUACAAAUAUUCCAAGAAAAAUAAAGAAGAUGAGGACAAAAACCCACACCCCCCAGGAAACCCAACACACCUACAGCUACUCCCACCACCCCCCAUCCCUUCAAGGACACGCACCCAAACCAACAAUCCUCCUCCUUCACGGCUUCCCCUCAACAUCCUACGACUGGCGUCACCAAAUCCCCUACCUCUCAUCCCUCGGUUAUGGCAUCAUCGCCCCGGACCUCCUCGGCUAUGGGGCCACCAGCAAACCAUGCGACAUCACCGCGUACAAAACCAAGUCCAUGGCCGCGGAGAUAAUCUCCAUCCUGGACGCUGAGGGGGUCGACAAAGUCCAUGCCGUGGGACAUGACACGGGGUGCACGCUUCUGUCUCGAUUGGCGGACUACUUCCCAGAGAGAUUGCUGUCGUGUGUCUUUUUGGAUGUGCCGUAUAUGAGCCCCGGGGUGAGAUUUGAUUUGGAUACUGUGAAUAAAGUUACGAGGGAUAUCUUGGGGUUUGAGAGGUUUGGGUAUGUAGGCUUUUUUGCUAUGGAGGGCAGUGGGGAGUUGCUGGAUCGGUUUGCCGACUCAUUCUUCACCCUCUUCUACCCCCACAAUCCCUCACUAUGGACCUCACACCUUUGCCCAACUGGGACAAUAGAAGAAUGGCUUCUAUCCGACCAUCGAGCCCCAUUAGCUCCCUACAUCACUGAAGAAGAAUUUAAAACCCACCAAAAACUCCUAGUCGGUCACCACGCCUCAGCACUGAAUUGGUACCGGGCUCUGGUCUCGAAUAUCAACGUGGAAGACGAAGAACAGGCCCGUAUUACCCCUUCACUGUCUAUGCCGGUUCUCUUGGUUUGUCCGAGGAAGUCAAGCCUGGAGAUGCCCGGUCUGGAGGAGGGGAUGAGGGCUGUCUGCGCUGGCGAUUUGGUGGUAAGGAGGGUGUUGACGACGGGGCAUUGGGUUCAGUUGGAGGCGAGGGAGGAAGUUAAUCGGAUGCUUGGGGAGUUUUUUGAGGGUGUGAGGAGCUAGGGGGUAUGGGUUGGUGUUGUUGUAUAGUAUGGCCUUCUUUCUCUCCUCUUUUCUGGGAUUUUAUGAGAUAGGGAGCUUCGUAUGUGCACGUUUGGCCUUCAUGUCAUGUUUCUAAGAUGUGGAAGGUACCAAGCCAGAGUCUUAUAUUCUAGCAUGCUUUUCAGGCCUAGUGGUCUGUUUUUCAAGUCUUCAUAUAUACUUUUGCCUGUCUCUCAGAACUCUAGAUAUUUAGCUUUACUGUAC